CUACUUCCUCUACUACGCGGUAUUUUCAUGUACUGCGCUGCCUUUGUCCUCAGUCAUUGUUUUAUAGGUUAUCUUGAAGGCAUAGUUAACGGUCAGGUUUUUGAUCCCCGGCCAUGCCACCCAAGAGAGACUCUGGAGCAAGUUCAACACAACCACAAGUGAAGAUGAUUAAGAUCGACAGCUUUUCAGAUACACAAGAGUUCCACUGCGGAUCAGCACAGGAUAAGUAUAGGAUGGCAGAAUCCAGCCAUUCUCCUCUCCACAGCAACGAGCAAGAAACAAUUGACUUUGAUGAAGAAAAUCUUGCAAGUCCAGGCAUCAGAACAGACACAAUCAGCCUCCUCAUGAAAAUAGAGCAACUGCAGGCACAGCUAAAAUAUGAACGCAGAUGUAGGAUUUUGGCAGAGAGAGAACUGAGAGAACUCAAAGAGAUGAACACCCUAAUGAUGCAGAUGAGGCACACAGCACAUGAAUUACGAGUCACUCUGGAUCAUGUUCUUCAUGGGGGGGAGGCACCAGUUGCUCCGCAAAACCUUGAUGAAAGCUCCUCAUUCCUGACGGAGCCCGAGGCACAGAUGAGAACUCUUCAUCACAUACCAGAGGAUGAGCAUAACUUCCUGUAUUUAUCUGAGAGCCUUCGCGUGCCCAAAAAUCUCUAUGAACGCGUUGCCGAAAUUGCAGACUACAAAAAGUACGUGUCAGGACUGCUUAUGAUACUUUUCGACAGGGAUACUUUGGCCACUCACUGUCUGCAGGGUCGGAAGAACACCUUCACAGGAGAGGACUGCCACAAACCUCCACUCCCACCUGAGAUUCUGAAAGGCUUAAUCGAUCAUGUUGCUGACAGGUUUGCUGUUGACAACAGCCAGAUAAAAACUGCCAUCCGCACAAAGUUGAAUAACGAAGACAAGCUACUGAAGAAGAGACUGGGCUUGGGUAAAAAUGAAAACAGAGCUAUUGUGGAUCAGUCCUUUUGUGAAGAUGCCUCGCUUCUUCCUGUGAAUGAUGCAGUGGCAAGUGACUCUCAGUUCUAGCUACGCUGGCCUUCCCUCAUCUGGUGGUCAGCUGUAUUUUACGUCUCAUAGAAAAGUGUGACAGGUUGCAUUUUCCCAACCAAGUGAAGUGUCUUCUGUGUCGAAAUCAACUGCUUAAAGUAUGUUAUUUUGUUCAAAACUGUAUGGAAAUGGUUGCGUACAAAGGUCUAACCUGUUUUCGAUAACACUAUGAUAUCUUGUAUGUAUAAUCAUUGCGGUAAACACAAGUGUUCUUACUAAAAUUGACGUAAUGUGACUAUUUGUGACAAAAUUAUUUGUCUGUGAAGUCUGUUUUUGCCAAGCAUUUGUACUUUCCAUCAAAUUAGUUUGUGUGGAGUGAAGGAGUGAAGAUGUUUGAAAACCCAUGUUGUUAAAAAAAAUCGCUUUAAAGGGGAUAUCGUAUAUCUAGAUAAUCUGGAGUCAGAAAAUUUUGUAAAUGAUAUGUUCUUCAUCAUGAAUAUCUGCUUUUUAUGUCUUUGUUGUCCUUCACUGUAUAAAAUCUAAUUUACCAUUUGGGGUAGAUUUGAAAGCAAAUGUCUGAACUGUAAUGUUUGCUCUCAUAUGAGUUUUGCUUUGUUUUUCCAGCAGCCAACAGAUGUCAGCGCUGAGCCUGGUUUCAUGUUACUCUGCAAGCACUGUAAAGUCCAAAAUCACCAAAAAUAAAUACUGUUGC
Menidia menidia (Atlantic silverside) is the source of this 1707-nucleotide messenger RNA. Lineage: Eukaryota; Metazoa; Chordata; Actinopteri; Atheriniformes; Atherinopsidae. The record is from the annotation of a GenBank genome assembly.